Oncorhynchus kisutch (coho salmon) is the source of this 12978-nucleotide messenger RNA. Its product is annotated as mucin-5AC-like. The record is from RefSeq and is a predicted model, not a curated record. The coding region runs from base 1 to 9795 and encodes 3264 amino acids. Lineage: Eukaryota; Metazoa; Chordata; Actinopteri; Salmoniformes; Salmonidae. The transcript has 93 exons.
AUGACUUUAGGCUUAAUGAUCGGUGACUCUUCUCUCCCCUACUCCUUACAGUGUGACACAAUCUUCCGACAAAGAUAUGGGCUUAGUUUCGUUCAGACGACUGUUACUCAAUUCAGACCUGUGCCUCGUCUCGGUCAGGAUCCUAACACAGAGGUGGAUUUGGAACUGGAGUUCAAUGCGACCUCCACAGUACCUAUCCCCAAGGGCAGUGACAUUGUUGAAACAUUGAAAGAGGCUGUGACCAAUCCAAACUCUAACUUCAACUUAUCUUUGGAUCUGAACUCCAUCACUGUGAUAAAUGCCCCUGCUACAACAACUAUUCCUGCUACAACUGCCAUAACAACGGCACCUCCUCCAGUGGUGGAAUUACAAGUCACCUUGCAGCAAGCUUUUGUACCAGCCUUGACUGACCCUCAAAGCACAGAAUUCAAAACACUAUCAGUAACCAUUACUACAAUUUGUGACACAAUCUUCCGACAAAGAUAUGGGCUUAGUUUCGUUCAGACGACUGUUACUCAAUUCAGACCUGUGCCUCGUCUCGGUCAGGAUCCUAACACAGAGGUGGAUUUGGAACUGGAGUUCAAUGCGACCUCCACAGUACCUAUCCCCAAGGGCAGUGACAUUGUUGAAACAUUGAAAGAGGCUGUGACCAAUCCAAACUCUAACUUCAACUUAUCUUUGGAUCUGAACUCCAUCACUGUGAUAAAUGCCCCUGCUACAACAACUGUUCCUGCUACAACUGCCAUAACAACGGCACCUCCUCCAGUGGUGGAAUUACAAGUCACCUUGCAGCAAGCUUUUGUACCAGCCUUGACUGACCCUCAAAGCACAGAAUUCAAAACACUAUCAGUAACCAUUACUACAAUUUGUGACACAAUCUUCCGACAAAGAUAUGGGCUUAGUUUCGUUCAGACGACUGUUACUCAAUUCAGACCUGUGCCUCGUCUCGGUCAGGAUCCUAACACAGAGGUGGAUUUGGAACUGGAGUUCAAUGCGACCUCCACAGUACCUAUCCCCAAGGGCAGUGACAUUGUUGAAACAUUGAAAGAGGCUGUGACCAAUCCAAACUCUAACUUCAACUUAUCUUUGGAUCUGAACUCCAUCACUGUGAUAAAUGCCCCUGCUACAACAACUGUUCCUGCUACAACUGCCAUAACAACGGCACCUCCUCCAGUGGUGGAAUUACAAGUCACCUUGCAGCAAGCUUUUGUACCAGCCUUGACUGACCCUCAAAGCACAGAAUUCAAAACACUAUCAGUAACCAUUACUACAAUUUGUGACACAAUCUUCCGACAAAGAUAUGGGCUUAGUUUCGUUCAGACGACUGUUACUCAAUUCAGACCUGUGCCUCGUCUCGGUCAGGAUCCUAACACAGAGGUGGAUUUGGAACUGGAGUUCAAUGCGACCUCCACAGUACCUAUCCCCAAGGGCAGUGACAUUGUUGAAACAUUGAAAGAGGCUGUGACCAAUCCAAACUCUAACUUCAACUUAUCUUUGGAUCUGAACUCCAUCACUGUGAUAAAUGCCCCUGCUACAACAACUGUUCCUGCUACAACUGCCAUAACAACGGCACCUCCUCCAGUGGUGGAAUUACAAGUCACCUUGCAGCAAGCUUUUGUACCAGCCUUGACUGACCCUCAAAGCACAGAAUUCAAAACACUAUCAGUAACCAUUACUACAAUUUGUGACACAAUCUUCCGACAAAGAUAUGGGCUUAGUUUCGUUCAGACGACUGUUACUCAAUUCAGACCUGUGCCUCGUCUCGGUCAGGAUCCUAACACAGAGGUGGAUUUGGAACUGGAGUUCAAUGCGACCUCCACAGUACCUAUCCCCAAGGGCAGUGACAUUGUUGAAACAUUGAAAGAGGCUGUGACCAAUCCAAACUCUAACUUCAACUUAUCUUUGGAUCUGAACUCCAUCACUGUGAUAAAUGCCCCUGCUACAACAACUGUUCCUGCUACAACUGCCAUAACAACGGCACCUCCUCCAGUGGUGGAAUUACAAGUCACCUUGCAGCAAGCUUUUGUACCAGCCUUGACUGACCCUCAAAGCACAGAAUUCAAAACACUAUCAGUAACCAUUACUACAAUUUGUGACACAAUCUUCCGACAAAGAUAUGGGCUUAGUUUCGUUCAGACGACUGUUACUCAAUUCAGACCUGUGCCUCGUCUCGGUCAGGAUCCUAACACAGAGGUGGAUUUGGAACUGGAGUUCAAUGCGACCUCCACAGUACCUAUCCCCAAGGGCAGUGACAUUGUUGAAACAUUGAAAGAGGCUGUGACCAAUCCAAACUCUAACUUCAACUUAUCUUUGGAUCUGAACUCCAUCACUGUGAUAAAUGCCCCUGCUACAACAACUGUUCCUGCUACAACUGCCAUAACAACGGCACCUCCUCCAGUGGUGGAAUUACAAGUCACCUUGCAGCAAGCUUUUGUACCAGCCUUGACUGACCCUCAAAGCACAGAAUUCAAAACACUAUCAGUAACCAUUACUACAAUUUGUGACACAAUCUUCCGACAAAGAUAUGGGCUUAGUUUCGUUCAGACGACUGUUACUCAAUUCAGACCUGUGCCUCGUCUCGGUCAGGAUCCUAACACAGAGGUGGAUUUGGAACUGGAGUUCAAUGCGACCUCCACAGUACCUAUCCCCAAGGGCAGUGACAUUGUUGAAACAUUGAAAGAGGCUGUGACCAAUCCAAACUCUAACUUCAACUUAUCUUUGGAUCUGAACUCCAUCACUGUGAUAAAUGCCCCUGCUACAACAACUGUUCCUGCUACAACUGCCAUAACAACGGCACCUCCUCCAGUGGUGGAAUUACAAGUCACCUUGCAGCAAGCUUUUGUACCAGCCUUGACUGACCCUCAAAGCACAGAAUUCAAAACACUAUCAGUAACCAUUACUACAAUUUGUGACACAAUCUUCCGACAAAGAUAUGGGCUUAGUUUCGUUCAGACGACUGUUACUCAAUUCAGACCUGUGCCUCGUCUCGGUCAGGAUCCUAACACAGAGGUGGAUUUGGAACUGGAGUUCAAUGCGACCUCCACAGUACCUAUCCCCAAGGGCAGUGACAUUGUUGAAACAUUGAAAGAGGCUGUGACCAAUCCAAACUCUAACUUCAACUUAUCUUUGGAUCUGAACUCCAUCACUGUGAUAAAUGCCCCUGCUACAACAACUGUUCCUGCUACAACUGCCAUAACAACGGCACCUCCUCCAGUGGUGGAAUUACAAGUCACCUUGCAGCAAGCUUUUGUACCAGCCUUGACUGACCCUCAAAGCACAGAAUUCAAAACACUAUCAGUAACCAUUACUACAAUUUGUGACACAAUCUUCCGACAAAGAUAUGGGCUUAGUUUCGUUCAGACGACUGUUACUCAAUUCAGACCUGUGCCUCGUCUCGGUCAGGAUCCUAACACAGAGGUGGAUUUGGAACUGGAGUUCAAUGCGACCUCCACAGUACCUAUCCCCAAGGGCAGUGACAUUGUUGAAACAUUGAAAGAGGCUGUGACCAAUCCAAACUCUAACUUCAACUUAUCUUUGGAUCUGAACUCCAUCACUGUGAUAAAUGCCCCUGCUACAACAACUGUUCCUGCUACAACUGCCAUAACAACGGCACCUCCUCCAGUGGUGGAAUUACAAGUCACCUUGCAGCAAGCUUUUGUACCAGCCUUGACUGACCCUCAAAGCACAGAAUUCAAAACACUAUCAGUAACCAUUACUACAAUUUGUGACACAAUCUUCCGACAAAGAUAUGGGCUUAGUUUCGUUCAGACGACUGUUACUCAAUUCAGACCUGUGCCUCGUCUCGGUCAGGAUCCUAACACAGAGGUGGAUUUGGAACUGGAGUUCAAUGCGACCUCCACAGUACCUAUCCCCAAGGGCAGUGACAUUGUUGAAACAUUGAAAGAGGCUGUGACCAAUCCAAACUCUAACUUCAACUUAUCUUUGGAUCUGAACUCCAUCACUGUGAUAAAUGCCCCUGCUACAACAACUGUUCCUGCUACAACUGCCAUAACAACGGCACCUCCUCCAGUGGUGGAAUUACAAGUCACCUUGCAGCAAGCUUUUGUACCAGCCUUGACUGACCCUCAAAGCACAGAAUUCAAAACACUAUCAGUAACCAUUACUACAAUUUGUGACACAAUCUUCCGACAAAGAUAUGGGCUUAGUUUCGUUCAGACGACUGUUACUCAAUUCAGACCUGUGCCUCGUCUCGGUCAGGAUCCUAACACAGAGGUGGAUUUGGAACUGGAGUUCAAUGCGACCUCCACAGUACCUAUCCCCAAGGGCAGUGACAUUGUUGAAACAUUGAAAGAGGCUGUGACCAAUCCAAACUCUAACUUCAACUUAUCUUUGGAUCUGAACUCCAUCACUGUGAUAAAUGCCCCUGCUACAACAACUGUUCCUGCUACAACUGCCAUAACAACGGCACCUCCUCCAGUGGUGGAAUUACAAGUCACCUUGCAGCAAGCUUUUGUACCAGCCUUGACUGACCCUCAAAGCACAGAAUUCAAAACACUAUCAGUAACCAUUACUACAAUUUGUGACACAAUCUUCCGACAAAGAUAUGGGCUUAGUUUCGUUCAGACGACUGUUACUCAAUUCAGACCUGUGCCUCGUCUCGGUCAGGAUCCUAACACAGAGGUGGAUUUGGAACUGGAGUUCAAUGCGACCUCCACAGUACCUAUCCCCAAGGGCAGUGACAUUGUUGAAACAUUGAAAGAGGCUGUGACCAAUCCAAACUCUAACUUCAACUUAUCUUUGGAUCUGAACUCCAUCACUGUGAUAAAUGCCCCUGCUACAACAACUGUUCCUGCUACAACUGCCAUAACAACGGCACCUCCUCCAGUGGUGGAAUUACAAGUCACCUUGCAGCAAGCUUUUGUACCAGCCUUGACUGACCCUCAAAGCACAGAAUUCAAAACACUAUCAGUAACCAUUACUACAAUUUGUGACACAAUCUUCCGACAAAGAUAUGGGCUUAGUUUCGUUCAGACGACUGUUACUCAAUUCAGACCUGUGCCUCGUCUCGGUCAGGAUCCUAACACAGAGGUGGAUUUGGAACUGGAGUUCAAUGCGACCUCCACAGUACCUAUCCCCAAGGGCAGUGACAUUGUUGAAACAUUGAAAGAGGCUGUGACCAAUCCAAACUCUAACUUCAACUUAUCUUUGGAUCUGAACUCCAUCACUGUGAUAAAUGCCCCUGCUACAACAACUGUUCCUGCUACAACUGCCAUAACAACGGCACCUCCUCCAGUGGUGGAAUUACAAGUCACCUUGCAGCAAGCUUUUGUACCAGCCUUGACUGACCCUCAAAGCACAGAAUUCAAAACACUAUCAGUAACCAUUACUACAAUUUGUGACACAAUCUUCCGACAAAGAUAUGGGCUUAGUUUCGUUCAGACGACUGUUACUCAAUUCAGACCUGUGCCUCGUCUCGGUCAGGAUCCUAACACAGAGGUGGAUUUGGAACUGGAGUUCAAUGCGACCUCCACAGUACCUAUCCCCAAGGGCAGUGACAUUGUUGAAACAUUGAAAGAGGCUGUGACCAAUCCAAACUCUAACUUCAACUUAUCUUUGGAUCUGAACUCCAUCACUGUGAUAAAUGCCCCUGCUACAACAACUGUUCCUGCUACAACUGCCAUAACAACGGCACCUCCUCCAGUGGUGGAAUUACAAGUCACCUUGCAGCAAGCUUUUGUACCAGCCUUGACUGACCCUCAAAGCACAGAAUUCAAAACACUAUCAGUAACCAUUACUACAAUUUGUGACACAAUCUUCCGACAAAGAUAUGGGCUUAGUUUCGUUCAGACGACUGUUACUCAAUUCAGACCUGUGCCUCGUCUCGGUCAGGAUCCUAACACAGAGGUGGAUUUGGAACUGGAGUUCAAUGCGACCUCCACAGUACCUAUCCCCAAGGGCAGUGACAUUGUUGAAACAUUGAAAGAGGCUGUGACCAAUCCAAACUCUAACUUCAACUUAUCUUUGGAUCUGAACUCCAUCACUGUGAUAAAUGCCCCUGCUACAACAACUGUUCCUGCUACAACUGCCAUAACAACGGCACCUCCUCCAGUGGUGGAAUUACAAGUCACCUUGCAGCAAGCUUUUGUACCAGCCUUGACUGACCCUCAAAGCACAGAAUUCAAAACACUAUCAGUAACCAUUACUACAAUUUGUGACACAAUCUUCCGACAAAGAUAUGGGCUUAGUUUCGUUCAGACGACUGUUACUCAAUUCAGACCUGUGCCUCGUCUCGGUCAGGAUCCUAACACAGAGGUGGAUUUGGAACUGGAGUUCAAUGCGACCUCCACAGUACCUAUCCCCAAGGGCAGUGACAUUGUUGAAACAUUGAAAGAGGCUGUGACCAAUCCAAACUCUAACUUCAACUUAUCUUUGGAUCUGAACUCCAUCACUGUGAUAAAUGCCCCUGCUACAACAACUGUUCCUGCUACAACUGCCAUAACAACGGCACCUCCUCCAGUGGUGGAAUUACAAGUCACCUUGCAGCAAGCUUUUGUACCAGCCUUGACUGACCCUCAAAGCACAGAAUUCAAAACACUAUCAGUAACCAUUACUACAAUUUGUGACACAAUCUUCCGACAAAGAUAUGGGCUUAGUUUCGUUCAGACGACUGUUACUCAAUUCAGACCUGUGCCUCGUCUCGGUCAGGAUCCUAACACAGAGGUGGAUUUGGAACUGGAGUUCAAUGCGACCUCCACAGUACCUAUCCCCAAGGGCAGUGACAUUGUUGAAACAUUGAAAGAGGCUGUGACCAAUCCAAACUCUAACUUCAACUUAUCUUUGGAUCUGAACUCCAUCACUGUGAUAAAUGCCCCUGCUACAACAACUGUUCCUGCUACAACUGCCAUAACAACGGCACCUCCUCCAGUGGUGGAAUUACAAGUCACCUUGCAGCAAGCUUUUGUACCAGCCUUGACUGACCCUCAAAGCACAGAAUUCAAAACACUAUCAGUAACCAUUACUACAAUUUGUGACACAAUCUUCCGACAAAGAUAUGGGCUUAGUUUCGUUCAGACGACUGUUACUCAAUUCAGACCUGUGCCUCGUCUCGGUCAGGAUCCUAACACAGAGGUGGAUUUGGAACUGGAGUUCAAUGCGACCUCCACAGUACCUAUCCCCAAGGGCAGUGACAUUGUUGAAACAUUGAAAGAGGCUGUGACCAAUCCAAACUCUAACUUCAACUUAUCUUUGGAUCUGAACUCCAUCACUGUGAUAAAUGCCCCUGCUACAACAACUGUUCCUGCUACAACUGCCAUAACAACGGCACCUCCUCCAGUGGUGGAAUUACAAGUCACCUUGCAGCAAGCUUUUGUACCAGCCUUGACUGACCCUCAAAGCACAGAAUUCAAAACACUAUCAGUAACCAUUACUACAAUUUGUGACACAAUCUUCCGACAAAGAUAUGGGCUUAGUUUCGUUCAGACGACUGUUACUCAAUUCAGACCUGUGCCUCGUCUCGGUCAGGAUCCUAACACAGAGGUGGAUUUGGAACUGGAGUUCAAUGCGACCUCCACAGUACCUAUCCCCAAGGGCAGUGACAUUGUUGAAACAUUGAAAGAGGCUGUGACCAAUCCAAACUCUAACUUCAACUUAUCUUUGGAUCUGAACUCCAUCACUGUGAUAAAUGCCCCUGCUACAACAACUGUUCCUGCUACAACUGCCAUAACAACGGCACCUCCUCCAGUGGUGGAAUUACAAGUCACCUUGCAGCAAGCUUUUGUACCAGCCUUGACUGACCCUCAAAGCACAGAAUUCAAAACACUAUCAGUAACCAUUACUACAAUUUGUGACACAAUCUUCCGACAAAGAUAUGGGCUUAGUUUCGUUCAGACGACUGUUACUCAAUUCAGACCUGUGCCUCGUCUCGGUCAGGAUCCUAACACAGAGGUGGAUUUGGAACUGGAGUUCAAUGCGACCUCCACAGUACCUAUCCCCAAGGGCAGUGACAUUGUUGAAACAUUGAAAGAGGCUGUGACCAAUCCAAACUCUAACUUCAACUUAUCUUUGGAUCUGAACUCCAUCACUGUGAUAAAUGCCCCUGCUACAACAACUGUUCCUGCUACAACUGCCAUAACAACGGCACCUCCUCCAGUGGUGGAAUUACAAGUCACCUUGCAGCAAGCUUUUGUACCAGCCUUGACUGACCCUCAAAGCACAGAAUUCAAAACACUAUCAGUAACCAUUACUACAAUUUGUGACACAAUCUUCCGACAAAGAUAUGGGCUUAGUUUCGUUCAGACGACUGUUACUCAAUUCAGACCUGUGCCUCGUCUCGGUCAGGAUCCUAACACAGAGGUGGAUUUGGAACUGGAGUUCAAUGCGACCUCCACAGUACCUAUCCCCAAGGGCAGUGACAUUGUUGAAACAUUGAAAGAGGCUGUGACCAAUCCAAACUCUAACUUCAACUUAUCUUUGGAUCUGAACUCCAUCACUGUGAUAAAUGCCCCUGCUACAACAACUGUUCCUGCUACAACUGCCAUAACAACGGCACCUCCUCCAGUGGUGGAAUUACAAGUCACCUUGCAGCAAGCUUUUGUACCAGCCUUGACUGACCCUCAAAGCACAGAAUUCAAAACACUAUCAGUAACCAUUACUACAAUUUGUGACACAAUCUUCCGACAAAGAUAUGGGCUUAGUUUCGUUCAGACGACUGUUACUCAAUUCAGACCUGUGCCUCGUCACGGUCAGGAUCCUAACACAGAGGUGGAUUUGGAACUGGAGUUCAAUGCGACCUCCACAGUACCUAUCCCCAAGGGCAGUGACAUUGUUGAAACAUUGAAAGAGGCUGUGACCAAUCCAAACUCUAACUUCAACUUAUCUUUGGAUCUGAACUCCAUCACUGUGAUAAAUGCCCCUGCUACAACAACUGUUCCUGCUACAACUGCCAUAACAACGGCACCUCCUCCAGUGGUGGAAUUACAAGUCACCUUGCAGCAAGCUUUUGUACCAGCCUUGACUGACCCUCAAAGCACAGAAUUCAAAACACUAUCAGUAACCAUUACUACAAUUUGUGACACAAUCUUCCGACAAAGAUAUGGGCUUAGUUUCGUUCAGACGACUGUUACUCAAUUCAGACCUGUGCCUCGUCUCGGUCAGGAUCCUAACACAGAGGUGGAUUUGGAACUGGAGUUCAAUGCGACCUCCACAGUACCUAUCCCCAAGGGCAGUGACAUUGUUGAAACAUUGAAAGAGGCUGUGACCAAUCCAAACUCUAACUUCAACUUAUCUUUGGAUCUGAACUCCAUCACUGUGAUAAAUGCCCCUGCUACAACAACUGUUCCUGCUACAACUGCCAUAACAACGGCACCUCCUCCAGUGGUGGAAUUACAAGUCACCUUGCAGCAAGCUUUUGUACCAGCCUUGACUGACCCUCAAAGCACAGAAUUCAAAACACUAUCAGUAACCAUUACUACAAUUUGUGACACAAUCUUCCGACAAAGAUAUGGGCUUAGUUUCGUUCAGACGACUGUUACUCAAUUCAGACCUGUGCCUCGUCUCGGUCAGGAUCCUAACACAGAGGUGGAUUUGGAACUGGAGUUCAAUGCGACCUCCACAGUACCUAUCCCCAAGGGCAGUGACAUUGUUGAAACAUUGAAAGAGGCUGUGACCAAUCCAAACUCUAACUUCAACUUAUCUUUGGAUCUGAACUCCAUCACUGUGAUAAAUGCCCCUGCUACAACAACUGUUCCUGCUACAACUGCCAUAACAACAGGCACCUCCUCCAGUGGUGGAAUUACAAGUCACCUUGCAGCAAGCUUUUGUACCAGCCUUGACUGACCCUCAAAGCACAGAAUUCAAAACACUAUCAGUAACCAUUACUACAAUUUGUGACACAAUCUUCCGACAAAGAUAUGGGCUUAGUUUCGUUCAGACGACUGUUACUCAAUUCAGACCUGUGCCUCGUCUCGGUCAGGAUCCUAACACAGAGGUGGAUUUGGAACUGGAGUUCAAUGCGACCUCCACAGUACCUAUCCCCAAGGGCAGUGACAUUGUUGAAACAUUGAAAGAGGCUGUGACCAAUCCAAACUCUAACUUCAACUUAUCUUUGGAUCUGAACUCCAUCACUGUGAUAAAUGCCCCUGCUACAACAACUGUUCCUGCUACAACUGCCAUAACAACGGCACCUCCUCCAGUGGUGGAAUUACAAGUCACCUUGCAGCAAGCUUUUGUACCAGCCUUGACUGACCCUCAAAGCACAGAAUUCAAACACUAUCAGUAACCAUUACUACAAUUUGUGACACAAUCUUCCGACAAAGAUAUGGGCUUAGUUUCGUUCAGACGACUGUUACUCAAUUCAGACCUGUGCCUCGUCUCGGUCAGGAUCCUAACACAGAGGUGGAUUUGGAACUGGAGUUCAAUGCGACCUCCACAGUACCUAUCCCCAAGGGCAGUGACAUUGUUGAAACAUUGAAAGAGGCUGUGACCAAUCCAAACUCUAACUUCAACUUAUCUUUGGAUCUGAACUCCAUCACUGUGAUAAAUGCCCCUGCUACAACAACUGUUCCUGCUACAACUGCCAUAACAACAGCACCUCCUCCAGUGGUGGAAUUACAAGUCACCUUGCAGCAAGCUUUUGUACCAGCCUUGACUGACCCUCAAAGCACAGAAUUCAAAACACUAUCAGUAACCAUUACUACAAUUUGUGACACAAUCUUCCGACAAAGAUAUGGGCUUAGUUUCGUUCAGACGACUGUUACUCAAUUCAGACCUGUGCCUCGUCUCGGUCAGGAUCCUAACACAGAGGUGGAUUUGGAACUGGAGUUCAAUGCGACCUCCACAGUACCUAUCCCCAAGGGCAGUGACAUUGUUGAAACAUUGAAAGAGGCCGUGACCAAUCCAAACUCUAACUUCAACUUAUCUUUGGAUCUGAACUCCAUCACUGUGAUAAGGACCUCAAGCACAGCCACAGAUGUCUCGACAAAUACAACAGCUACACCUGUUGCAACAUCAACAACAAAAGGAAUCACAACCACUACUUCCAUCUCAGUCGCUGUUCCUGUUACCACAGUACCUGGUUCUGCCAUCACAAUACCAACUGGAGAACCCGUCACUGUUCUUGUUACUGGUUAUACAACUACAACCACAUCUGUGGCCCCCUCAACUACUGUUUCAAGCACAGCCCCAACAUUGGCUAUGACAACUACCAGCACAAUUCCAACAACUACUUCUACUACUACGACAACAACUACCACAACGACUGCACAUCUUGCAGUGGUUACAUUACAACUCACCAUACAAGAGGUUUUUGUACCAGCUUUGAGUAAUCCUCAAAGCACAGAAUUUCAAACACUUGCGGUAUCCUUUACUUCAGAGUGUGACGUGAUCUAUCGAGCAAAAUAUGGGAUAUUUUUCAUCCGGACGAUUGUCAUUUCAUUCAUACCAGUGUUCCGUUCUCGUAUGGCAGCAGACACACAGGUGGAGCUGGAAGUGGUGUUCAAUGAGACCGCCAUUGCAACUAUCGCUAAUGCAACUAUGCCCAAGGACAUUGACGUUAAAGAUACACUGAAAGAGGCUGUGACCAAUCCAAACUCUACCUUCAACCUCUCUGUGGUUCCAAACUCCAUCACUAUUAUCAGGACCCCAAGCACAGCCACAGAUGUCUUUACAAAUACAUCGGCUUCUCCUGUUGCAACAUCAACAACAAGAGGAAUCACAACCACUACUUCCAUCUCAGUCGCUGUUCCUGUUACCACAGUACCUGGUUCUGCCAUCACAAUACCAACUGGAGAACCCAUCACUGUUCCUGUUACUGGUUAUACAACUACAACCACAUCUGUGGCCCCCUCAACUACUGUUUCAAGCACAGCACCAACAUUGGCUAUGACAACUACCAGCACAACUCCAACAACUACUUCUACUACUACGACAACAACUACCACAAUGACUGCACAUCUUGCAGUGGUUACAUUACAACUCACCAUACAAGAGGUUUUUGUACCAGCUUUGAGUAAUCCUCAAAGCACAGAAUUUCAAACACUUGCGGUAUCCUUUACUUCAGUGUGUGACGUGAUCUAUCGAGCAAAAUAUGGGAUAUUUUUCAUCCGGACGAUUGUCAUUGCAUUCAUACCAGUGUUCCGUUCUCGUAUGGCAGCAGACACACAGGUGGAGCUGGAAGUGGUGUUCAAUGAGACCGCCAUUGCAACUAUCGCUAAUGCAACUAUGCCCAAGGACAUUGACAUUAAAGAUACACUGAAAGAGGCUGUGACCAAUCCAAACUCUACCUUCAACCUCUCUGUGGUUCCAAACUCCAUCACUAUUAUCAGUGCCACCACAAUUACAACGGCUACUCCUGUCAUCACAACCGUUGUCCCAGCUGCUCCAACAACUACAACUGCUGCUGCCACUACAACCUCUGUGGCCACAAAUACACUCACUACAGUGUCUGUGGAGUUCACGUCCAAAGGAGAGACAUUUAUCUCCGACCUAUCAACCUCAUCCUCUCAGGCCUUUCAAACUCGAGCAUCACUGAUUAAAACACAGCUUGAACCUUUCUAUCGAUCAGCUUUCACCUCUUUCAACAGUUUGACAGUAAUAAAAUACAGAAAUGGAUCAAUCAUUAACACCAUGAAUUUAGCAUUUAGCUCCUCCGCUGUGCCAAAUUCCAAGGAAAUCGGCACCGUUUUGAUAAAGGCUGCACAAAACAUCACAGCUUUCAACAUCAACCCCACGUCAGUUACUGUCAGCGGUGAAGUUGUGACCUCAAGUGGAAUAAGCAGCAAGACCAGUCUCUUCACUGCUUCCUGUCUGGUGGUGUUGUCGCUGCUGCUGUCAAGCUAGUCUCAGCAGCAAGCAGCAGUAUGAAAUAUCUUAACUUUGAAAAUGUAUUUACCUCAUGUCCCCCACUCCCAUCAUAUGUAAUGGCAACCUAUUUAAUCAGUAUUUGUUAACCUAAGUUGAUUCUCAUUAUAGUUAUAGUUAUUAUACUCAUUAUUCAAAUUGAAAUAAACCUAUUCUAAACAA